Molecule: messenger RNA, 1978 nt
Organism: Manihot esculenta (cassava)
Lineage: Eukaryota; Viridiplantae; Streptophyta; Magnoliopsida; Malpighiales; Euphorbiaceae
Product: beta-xylosidase/alpha-L-arabinofuranosidase 2-like
Exons: 4
Coding region: 979-1254 (91 amino acids)
Biological process (GO): xylan catabolic process; arabinan catabolic process
Cellular component (GO): plant-type cell wall
Molecular function (GO): xylan 1,4-beta-xylosidase activity; alpha-L-arabinofuranosidase activity
Source: RefSeq, a predicted model, not a curated record
UCUUCAGUUUUGAAAUGGAUAUACAUUCUUGAAUCCUGAUGAGCAGGCAAUUGACUAAAGCUGGUUACUUGAUUUUUAUCUUAAUUAGGUUGCCUAAGCUUUGAGCUAAUAGAACUUACUAGUAUCACCGGUCAAUCAAAAGAUGAGCCUGCAGGCUGCAUGAUCUACAAUACAACUACAAUUAUAAUCUCGACUGUUCUGAUGGUUCAAAAUGUUCCUCUGUUUUGCGAUUUUGUCAAAUUUGUAUUUAACAUGCUAUUCUUGACUGUUAUUCUGAUGGAUAAAAAUGUUUCCCCGAGCAGGGAUCGAAUGGUGCUUUAGAACAUGCAUUUAACCAUUACAAAAACAAUCCUGAGAACUGUAGCGACGAUUUGAUUUCAACUACCUGUAAUUGUUUCAUUUUCAUGGAAUUUUCUGUGGGAAAUUUAUCCUUUCAGAGUAGAAGAUGACAGUUCUUUUACAAGACAGUUGCAUAGAAGAUGCACUUUUAGCAUGCAAAAAUUACAUUAUGCUUUGAAUUAAAUCACAACAAUUUACAUAUCAUCACAGCCCAAUAUAAUCUGAAGUUCAAACAUAAAAACUCUCCUUUUUUUCUCAUGUGGGUCAUGGUACAAAUUUCUGCAAGUGUGAGUAGACUGGGAUACCCAACUAUAACUGGUGGUCUGAGGCUUGGUCUCUUAUGUGGGUCGUGGUACAAAUUUCUCCAAUGUCCUACCUGCAGCUACAAGGCUUUCGUCAGGUCAUUUUAACUGCUGCUUCCUUCAACGUUUCCCUUUUCCAAGCCAUUGGAAAGUUUCUACUGAAAGCAGGGCCAUGCAGAACGUAGGAUUGACAGGCUUGACGUUUUGGUCGCCAAAUGUUAACAUUUUUCGUGAUCCCAGAUGGGGAAGAGGCCAAGAGGCCCCUGGUUAGAAGUCCAUUUAUUAUUUUUCUUUUGUGUGCUUUUGAAUUGUGAUAAUUCAUGUAACAAAGCAAGACAUGGAAGAUACAUUUCAACCUCCAUUUAGAAGUUGUGUUCUUGAUGGUAAUAUUGCCAGUGUAAUGUGUUCCUACAAUCAGGUCAAUGGUAAGCCAACUGGUGCUGAUCCAAAUCUUCUUUCUGGGGUCAUUCGAGGCGAAUGGAAAUUGAAUGGAUACAUAGUUUCUUACUGUGAUUCAGUAUAUGAGUUCUUCAAUGGACAACACUAUACCAAAACACCAGAAGAAGCUGCAGCUACAGCAAUAUUGGCAGGUCUGGAUCUCAAUUGCUGGUGAUUCUUAGGCCAGCACACUGAAGUCUUGGUCCCACUAUGAUGAGUCGAAUAUUGACAAGGCUGUCUCAAAUAAUUUUGCUACUAUGAUGAGACUUGGUUUUUUUUUAUGGUGAUCCUACCAAGCAAAUCUAUGGAAAUCUUGGUCCAAAACAUGGUAUCCACUAUCAUAAGUACCAAUGACAAACAUGAACAUGAGAGCAGAUCCUUUGACGGGCUAUCCAGGCAGAACCUACAGAUUUCAUACUGGAGAAACUGUUUAUUCAUCCGAGAGCUCCAAGCAUAGUCCAUCUGAAGUGAAUCACUUCAAGCUCACGGGUUUUUACAAAAGUUUCUGAGUCAGCACAGAGACCAACAGUAUCCCAUUCAUAGUCACCUGGGAACUCACUAGUCAAGUAAGACGGAAGCUCACUGGAGAAUGGACAUGGCCAUUGCCCAUGAGCUUAGGGGCAAAGGAGAAGAGCUUCACCGCCUUGCUAGUGGAAGUGGUGGGUGGAAAAGAGAAGGGGUCCAAUGGGUAUUAAUAGAUAGUUGGGGAUGGAUUUCCUUAUAUCAGUGAAAUCUACAUUCAGGAUUCCAUAAGAGCGGUAUUUAAAUCUGUCACUUCAUUGGAAGGUGUAGAUUUUAUUUGUUUGUUCUUUUUAUCCUAUGAUAUUCUUUGGACCGCUAAAUUCUUAUAUUUAUUUAUUGUUCAAUAACGAAUAUCGACGUUCCAUAUUUGAUUGAUC